CACUGGUGUUUUUGUUUUGGGAAUUCCACAACGUCGCAGUUGACAAUGAGCGAUAAUAAUAGCUCGUCGGGCAUCAAGGAGGACGUCUUUAGCAUGGAGCACGACCAGGAUCUGAGCAGCAAGCACUACUCGCGCUGCAGCAGUGCGGGCAGCACCCACACGCCGAACUCCUCGGCGCACAACUCAGACGACGACGACGAUAGCGGCGAUGCGCGCCACUCGACGGCGGCCAAUUCCACGCUGAGCUACAAGGAGCGGCGGCGGGAGGCACACACACAGGCCGAGCAGAAGCGGCGUGACGCCAUUAAGAAGGGAUACGACAGCCUGCAGGAGCUGGUGCCGCGCUGCCAGCCCAACGACUCCUCCGGCUACAAGCUCAGCAAGGCGCUGAUCCUGCAGAAGUCCAUUGAGUACAUUGGCUACCUCAAUCAGCAGAAGCUCAAGCAGGAGGACGAGGGAUCGGCCCUGCAGAAGGAGGUGACAGCCCUGCGGAUCAUCAAGAAUGGCUACGAGAACAUGCUGCAGCAUCAGCAGGCGAAUCCGGGACCAGAGGAGGCACGCCUCACCGACGAGGCCAAGUUCCAAGUGUUCCAGGCCAUCAUGGAGGAAAUGUUCGAGACAUUCAAGCACAUACCCAUGGACAACUUCAAGCAGCUGACCACCGGCAUCAUCCCCUGGCUGGAGGAGCACUGUAAGCCGCACAUCCUGCGCAACAUCCUCAGUCGCACCAUGCAGCAAAUGGCGCAAGAGGCUCUCGAAAAACAGCAGCUCCAGGCCAUGGAACAGGAAACUGGCGAGGGCUUCAGCUGAUCGAGUGGUUAGUCCAUCCUCUCAUUUGUUACUUUAGAAAUCCCUGUUUGGUAGAUACUUUCGUUUCGUUUACUGCGUACAAACAUUAAAUGCGUCAUUUGAAUAGUUGUAAAA
Molecule: messenger RNA, 924 nt
Organism: Drosophila subpulchrella
Lineage: Eukaryota; Metazoa; Arthropoda; Insecta; Diptera; Drosophilidae
Gene: bigmax
Product: max-like protein X
Exons: 3
Coding region: 46-810 (254 amino acids)
Biological process (GO): regulation of transcription by RNA polymerase II
Cellular component (GO): nucleus
Molecular function (GO): protein dimerization activity; RNA polymerase II cis-regulatory region sequence-specific DNA binding; DNA-binding transcription factor activity, RNA polymerase II-specific
Source: RefSeq, a predicted model, not a curated record